Molecule: messenger RNA, 1774 nt
Organism: Nicotiana tabacum (common tobacco)
Lineage: Eukaryota; Viridiplantae; Streptophyta; Magnoliopsida; Solanales; Solanaceae
Product: tubulin beta-7 chain
Biological process (GO): microtubule-based process
Cellular component (GO): microtubule
Molecular function (GO): GTPase activity; GTP binding; structural constituent of cytoskeleton
Source: RefSeq, a predicted model, not a curated record
CCGUUUCCACCCACAUUAUUGCUCCCUCCACCAUACCCCAAUUUCCACUCUUUAUUCAAAUCCACUAAAAACAAAUUCUUCAUUCACAAACAAAACAUCGUAAAAGAAUUCCUCAAAUCCCAAUACAAUAGAAAUGAGAGAAAUCCUACAUAUACAAGGUGGUCAAUGUGGCAACCAAAUAGGUGCCAAAUUCUGGGAAGUAAUAUGUGAUGAACAUGGCAUUGACCAAACAGGAAGAUACAACGGCGACUCCGAUCUUCAGCUAGAACGAAUCAACGUUUAUUAUAACGAAGCAAGUGGCGGCCGUUAUGUUCCACGUGCUGUUUUAAUGGACCUUGAACCUGGUACUAUGGAUUCUGUACGGUCCGGCCCGUUUGGUCAGAUCUUUCGGCCCGAUAACUUUGUUUUUGGUCAAUCGGGUGCUGGUAAUAAUUGGGCUAAAGGACAUUAUACGGAAGGAGCUGAGUUGAUUGAUGCUGUUCUUGAUGUUGUCCGGAAAGAGGCUGAGAAUUGUGAUUGUUUGCAAGGAUUCCAAGUAUGUCAUUCUUUGGGUGGAGGAACAGGAUCUGGUAUGGGCACCCUUCUCAUUUCCAAGAUCAGAGAGGAGUAUCCAGACCGAAUGAUGUUGACAUUCUCGGUCUUUCCUUCUCCUAAAGUAUCUGAUACAGUUGUUGAGCCAUACAAUGCAACCCUUUCCGUUCAUCAGCUCGUAGAAAAUGCAGACGAAUGCAUGGUUUUGGACAAUGAGGCGCUUUAUGAUAUUUGUUUCCGUACAUUGAAGCUUUCAACUCCCACAUUUGGUGAUCUUAACCAUCUUAUUUCUGCCACCAUGAGUGGUGUCACAUGCUGCCUUCGGUUCCCUGGACAGUUAAAUUCUGACCUACGGAAACUUGCUGUUAACCUUAUUCCGUUCCCGCGUCUCCACUUCUUUAUGGUUGGGUUUGCUCCACUGACCUCUAGAGGCUCCCAGCAGUAUCGCGCGCUCACAGUCCCUGAACUAACACAGCAAAUGUGGGAUGCCAAGAACAUGAUGUGUGCUGCCGACCCUCGUCAUGGUCGUUAUCUAACUGCCUCUGCCAUGUUCCGUGGUAAGAUGAGUACUAAGGAGGUUGAUGAGCAGAUGCUUAACGUCCAAAACAAGAAUUCAUCAUACUUUGUCGAGUGGAUUCCCAACAAUGUCAAAUCCAGUGUAUGCGAUAUCCCACCCAAGGGUCUGAAGAUGGCUUCAACCUUUAUUGGAAAUUCAACGGCUAUUCAGGAGAUGUUCAGGCGGGUGAGCGAGCAGUUCACAGCAAUGUUUAGGCGCAAGGCUUUCUUGCAUUGGUACACCGGUGAAGGAAUGGACGAGAUGGAAUUCACCGAGGCUGAGAGUAACAUGAAUGACCUCGUGGCCGAGUACCAGCAAUACCAGGAUGCAACCGCUGAUGACGAGGAAUACGAAGAGGAAGAAGAGGACGUUGCCGCCUAAGGUAUCUUUGAGUUCCUUCAGUUUGUCUAAAGCUUGCGAUUUUUUGGCUUUCUGAUGGAUGCGUGGCUUUUCAUCUGUGUGAUGGACUAAGUAGAUUGACCAUUAAUCGCUGUGAUCUACUUAUCGGUGUUUAUUUACAUUGAUUUGUGAUUAUGGUUCAGUCAGUGCGAAGUGUGAAGUAUGAGUGUUUGUCAAAUGUUCUUGAUUGUAAAGAAAGCAAUAUGGUAUAUAUACACUUCUUUGUUUCAUAAAUUUUGUUCAACUUUACCUUGAUGAGAUGGAGAAAUAUAUAGGUAGUGUUUGGUA